CAAGACCAAACCCACAUCUACACUUUUCCACCAGCCCACCAUGUCCGGAGGCUGGAACACAAUCGAAUCCGACGCGGGCGUCUUCACGUACCUGCUGCAGAACCUCGGCACCAAGGACGUGCAGUUUGAGGAGCUGGUGUCGCUAGACGCCGACUCGCUGCGGCAGCUGAGCCCCGUCCACGGCGUUAUCUUCCUGUUCAAGUAUCCCACCGACGACAAGUCGGCCGCCGCGCAACGGGACGGCACCCUCGACCACGAUGCCGCCGAGAACAUGUUCUUCGCGGCGCAGACGAUCCAGAACGCGUGCGGCACGCAGGCGCUGCUGUCGGUGCUGCUGAACAAGGACGGCGAGAUCGACAUUGGGCCGCAGCUGCGCGACUUUAAGGAAUUUACGACGGCAUUUCCGGCGGAUCUCCGCGGCGAAGCCCUCUCCAACUCGGACCUCAUCCGCGAGACGCACAACUCGUUUGCGCGGUCGUCGCCAUUUGUCGACGAGACGCAGCGGACGGCGACGGGCGACGACGACGUGUACCACUUCAUUGCGUACACGCCCAUCAACGGAAAACUCUACGAGCUGGACGGGCUGCAGCCGGCGCCCAUCUCGCACGGGACGUGCACGGCGGCCGAGUUCCCCGAAAAGGUCAUCCCGGUGCUGCAGCGGCGGAUUGCGCGCUACCCGGCCACGGAGAUCCGCUUCAACCUGCUGGCCAUGGUGCGCGACCUGCGGGUGCGGGCGCGCGAGAUUGGCGACGCUGAGGCGGAGCUGCGCGAGGAGCAGAAGCGCGCCGCGUGGCGCUGGGAGAAUGCGCUGCGGCGGCACAACUUUGUGGGCUUUGUCGGGGAGCUGAUGAAGGGGGUUGUGGCGCAGAAGCUGCGGGAUGGGUCGUAUGAGCGGUGGGUGGAGGAGGCCAAGGGCAAGACGCGGGCGCGGGUCGAGGAGCGCGCCAAGAGGGGCAUUGCGGCUGAUGAGACGGAUGUUUAAUAUGGAGUACAUGCUGUAUGCGCUGAGGGGGCGCUAGAACAGCGGAUACGGCUUAUUGGCCUGUGGACAGAACACAGUCCGCGUUCUCAACGGGGUUUAAUGGCAUGACUGUGAUCUUCAAGCCAAACGAGAGCAUAGCAGUCGGAAUGCACUCAUGGGCUCCAACGCUCCAACCCUUAGCCUAAAUCAGAGACGAAUGCAGU
Aplosporella prunicola CBS 121167 is the source of this 1185-nucleotide messenger RNA. RefSeq lists its product as uncharacterized. Bases 41 to 982 code for a protein of 313 amino acids. Gene Ontology annotation, biological process: ubiquitin-dependent protein catabolic process; protein deubiquitination. Lineage: Eukaryota; Fungi; Ascomycota; Dothideomycetes; Botryosphaeriales; Aplosporellaceae. Gene Ontology annotation, cellular component: cytoplasm. Gene Ontology annotation, molecular function: cysteine-type deubiquitinase activity. The transcript is spliced from 4 exons. The record is from RefSeq and is a predicted model, not a curated record.